Carassius auratus (goldfish) is the source of this 1317-nucleotide messenger RNA. Its product is annotated as serine/threonine-protein kinase SBK1-like. The record is from RefSeq and is a predicted model, not a curated record. Lineage: Eukaryota; Metazoa; Chordata; Actinopteri; Cypriniformes; Cyprinidae. The coding region runs from base 113 to 1132 and encodes 339 amino acids. Gene Ontology annotation, biological process: protein phosphorylation. Gene Ontology annotation, molecular function: protein serine/threonine kinase activity; ATP binding. The transcript is spliced from 4 exons.
GAACAGGAGUCCUCACUCGCAGUGCUCUGCAUCGGCUUUGGCUGCAGCACUGCUGCUAUUGCUGCGCGUCUGGGUGCCCUGAUCCUUUGCACAGCUAUAGAGAGGCAGUGCAAUGAUUGAACUGGGCUCAGUGGAGGAGGGCAGCAGUCUGAUAGACGAGCUGAUGGAGUUAACAUCUCAGAGUUUAUGUCAGCUCGAGAUUAAAGAACACUUCAACAUUAUUAAAGAGAUCGGUCGGGGAAAGUAUGGACGUGUGCUGCUGGUCACCCACCGCUGCAAGGGGACUCCGAUGGCUCUCAAAGUGCUACCCAAGGCCUCCACCAAACUGCAGGGCUUCCUGAGAGAAUACUGCAUCUCUUUGCAUCUGUCUUGCCACCCAUGCAUCGUGGGAUUGUUUGGAAUCGCCUUCCAGUCCAACGAGCACUACGGAUUCGCCCAGGAGCUUGUGACAGGACGGGACCUUUUUGCCAUCAUCCAGCCACGGGUGGGCAUCCCUGAAUGUGCGGUGAAGCGCUGUGCUGUUCAGAUCUCUUGUGCUCUAGAGUUCAUCCACCAGCGUGGUCUGGUCCACCGCGACAUCAAGCCUGAGAACAUUCUGCUGCUGGACACCCAAUGCCGGCGGGUCAAACUGGCCGACUUCGGCCUCACCCAGAGACGAGGAACCCUCAUACGCUUCAUAUCGGGCACGCUGCCGUAUAUGGCUCCAGAGCUGUGCGCCAUGGUCUUGGAGGAAGGUCAGAAGGAGGUAACAGUCCCUCCGCUCCGUGUGGAGCCCACUCUAGAUACCUUUGCCUUUGCCGUGCUUCUUUUCUGUAUCCUCACUGGCUUCUUCCCCUGGGAGCGCUGCAAUGACAGCGACGAUUUCUACGAGGAAUUUGCAGACUGGCGCAGAUCGCCGAAGAAAACCCCUGUGCCAUCUCAGUGGAAAAGAUUCACGCCUGUGUGCAUGCAGAUGUUCAGAAGGAUGUUAGCACUGGAUCCCAGUGAGAGGUGCUCUGUAGGGGAGGUCAAAGGUUAUGUGGGUAAGGACUGGGUGCGAGCGAAGGACGCCAACGGAUGGGUGGGAGAAAAUGGGGAGGUCAGCACAUCCACACCGAGUCCCUGCAGAAGCAGCUACAGUGAUGAACAGUGAUGGUGUUAUAUGACAAAUGAGCAGAAUGUGGUGCCGGUUGCAAUGCAGAGAGCUGCUCGGUGGAAAGAAUGUAGAUCAUUAGAGGUGUUGAUAUCUUAAAAAGUUAUGAGGAAGACACUCAUUUGCGGGUCAAUAUUAUUGGUUAAAUACAAUUUAUACUUCAUUAACAGCAAUUGUGGCAUGCU